This is a messenger RNA of Aureobasidium musti, 3177 nucleotides long. The record is from the annotation of a GenBank genome assembly. Lineage: Eukaryota; Fungi; Ascomycota; Dothideomycetes; Dothideales; Saccotheciaceae.
AUGUUACGCCCGUCGUCAGCCAGGGACGCGUCGACAUGUCUGCGAUGCAAUCUGCGCCUUGUGCUCCGUCAGAUCCACCACCGUCGUUACCAGUCCACCUCCGCCGAUGAAUCGCCCCUUCCAACUCAAGAUUUUCCUGCACCCGCACCUGCGCCUGCCUCUGACCAGCAACAAAUUCCACAACCUUCGCGUCUGAGACUCAUCAGGACCCAUGGCAACCAUGGAAAGAUUCGCGGCAAGAAGGGCGGCCAGAGACGUGUCGAGUCGUCCGAAGCCUUGUCCAUUGCCAGCUUAGGUCAAUCUUCCGAAGUCAUUGUUCUACGUGACUUGCACGAGCGCCGGCCAGAGAAAAAGGUCCCAAAUACUUCCGAUCAACCCACCCAUAAUGCCGAAGUUGCUGAACCCAAGCCGCCUGCUCUGACUGGCCGCGACAUUGAGAACAUGUCGGGUAGAAGAGCACUUCGCCCAAGACCAGCCGAAGUCUUCGAGUCCAUUGAUGCUUUAAGGCCUGACGAUGGCAUUCAUCUCUUGACUGACGAUGAGUUUCGUCAAAAGUUUGCUGCCCUGAACAAAGGCUAUACUAUAAGCCAAUUGAAAGCCUAUUUGGUGAGCAAGACUGCUCCUGCUAAGCCUUCUUCAAACAAGGCUAACAACGCCCGUCGUACCUUGUCCGAGUCAGACAAGCCUGCCUCUACCGAGAUCAGCAGCACAAUCAAUCCGCUACAGAACCUCAAGCGAACCGCCUGGCAUGCCGGUACUACUCCUACGACCAAGCGCUUGCCCAUGCUCGACUUCUCCAUGUCAAUCGGUCGUAAGAUGAACAACAAAGACGAUGUGAUAGAAUCCAUCCUGCGUCAUGCUUGGGCGCUUGGUAUCGAGGAGGAGCAAGCUGCCAUUGGUGAGAUGGAGUUUCUGCUAUCACCCAUGCAGUUUGGUCUGUUGCUCACAAAGAACUCUCAGACCUUGAGGCCUCUGCUCGAGAGCUCCAAGUUCUACAGAAACUCGCGAUUUCAGUUACACCAAGCCGAACGCGUUAUUCGAGUUAUAGGCCCAAGAGCUGAGGCUGAGGCCAUCGCCCACGUCCUGACCGAAGCUUAUGCUCCUGCUAGGAGCGCUGAUAUCAAUCUCGAAACCUUCCAUGACGCCCUGCAACGAAAUUCCUCAGCGCUGACGCUACGAAAUAUAUUGACCCCCACUCAACUGAGUGAAAUCAUGGCCUUGACCAGGACCUAUAUUCACUACGACGUCGAUGCCAAGCGCCUUCGUAUUGCCAGUUUCGUCGAUGUCGCCAUCAACGAUGCUCACCGUCUACUUAUUGCUCUUUUACCUUCAUCUUCUCAAGCCAGCGUCACGCACCUUUACGAUUCGGAAAAGGCCGAUCACUGUCGACUUGAAGCCAUAUACAACACAAACAAUCUGCCUUCUAAUGCAAAGCAUCGACCGCUCGGUCGUUGGGUCACUGCGUCGCGUAAGAUUAGCCAGGCCGGUGCCGAUCCAACCAUCCUGGAUAUCGGGGAUGCUCAGGAUGUUGGUGACAAGGCUGUAGACAAAUUACCAAUCGCGCCUCUGCAAUGUCAGAGUCCCAUCAUGAAGGAAGCCGUUGCGCUCAUGAAAUGCCGUCUAAAUUCUUCAGAGGAAGAUGAACCCGAGAUAGAGUUGUCAAUCUGGCCGAAGAGGCCUUCAUUCAGUCUCUGGAAGGCGCGUAUCGGCCUAUCAUUGCACGAUCUUCAAGCUAAAGAUCCUUAUCCUGGUUCUAACGGUCUGACCUCGAGUCUUGAGGACCCUGCAGCAUAUCCCAAGCAGGUUUUCACUUCCCAAAUUCCUGGUCUUCUUGGACUUUUGUCCACUGGUUCUCGCAAGGGCUCGUGGUAUCACAACCCUCUCCUACAUCACGAGCUUACAGCUUACCUGGUACCUUCUCCUCUUGAGCAGACAGGUAUCUUGGCUUCUGCUACUUUGCCCACUCUGGAGCUUAGAUUCUACAUUAAAGGAUCUACCUAUUCACUAGACGACGAGAAGCGCAUGUCUGCUAUACUUCCCGAUGGUAAACGUAUUCUGUUUAAGGAUAUGCGCGCCGUCAUGAAAACCGAGGCUGUACAGCUGAACCUGCCAUCUCAUCCUGCUGACCUGCGCUUCGAGCGUGAACAGACACUGGCCUCAACACGCGCCGUCAAGGAUCCGAGAAUCAGGUCGUUCAUCGAAGCAAUAUUCGAGAGUAUGGCAAACGAUGCCUCUCUGCGUGCUCCCCCAGCUCUACAAAUACGUGUUCCACAAACGGUCACUUCCGAGGACACUACCCAAGGCCAGCUAGUCCUUGCCAAAUACCUUUUCGCUGGCUUCGAGUAUCGUGAUCUACGGCGCUUUGAUCUCAAACUGCUCGGGCCAGACUUCAGUGCAAGUAUUGAGAGCACCGAGGCAGGCGUGACGGGUGGGCGUCGCCUCGAACUCCGCUUGCGCUACAGCAAGAAAGUGGACGACAAGAAAGAUGACACAAUUGUAGACAGUCUCACGGAUGCAUCAGUCAACGUGAUCAACUCUCUUGCAGAGUCACAAUUCAAGGAGUCGUUGUAUGCCUCUGGCAAGACGCUUGUUGCUCGUGACACGUCUCGCAAAUCACGCUUGGAUACUACCAAGCCGAAGAGGGCGAGCAAGGAGGAUAAUCGGGCUACUUCUCGUCCGAAAACAGUCGACCCCAGGAAAGAUCGCAUUUCGGCUCAUGAGGUAGAUACUCCCUCUACAGACGAGACAGAGCGUGCUGUCGAGCAAGAGGCUCUGCAAGUACAGGCCACCAAUGACAGAGACCCAUCAGCAAUGGAAAAGGUCGCGAAGCAAGAACAGCGUGUUGAGUUGAAUACCGAUCAAGACCCUCGAGUGGAAGUAGCAGCCGGAGAUGAAGUAUCUACGCCAGAGGUCAUCGCGAUUGAGAAGCCGGAAUCGCAAACCAGGACUUUUGAUGCCCCUGAAGAGCAUGAUGCCUCGCUUGUCAGCGAAGAAGCAUCAAGCACAGAGGCGUCUACUUCAACAUCGAGCACUAUUGGCGAAAGCACAUCUGAGCAGACGCCUACACAAGCGUCUUCCGAGCCUGAGACACAAGAGGUCAAGGCCGAAGAGUCAAAGGCUCCUGAAGAAGAACCCUUGAGCGUGCGUCUGAGACGCAUGAUGGGUGGUGGUGCUUAA